Molecule: messenger RNA, 1041 nt
Organism: Cucurbita pepo subsp. pepo (vegetable marrow)
Lineage: Eukaryota; Viridiplantae; Streptophyta; Magnoliopsida; Cucurbitales; Cucurbitaceae
Source: RefSeq, a predicted model, not a curated record
ACAGAGUCAGUUUGGCACACAGGUGAGGAGGUUCGCGUGAAGUUUCUUGAGCUUCUUUUGCUUCUUUGUUUAAGCUUCAUCACUGGGCGAGCUGCUUUCUUAACGCCGAAAGAGGAAGGGAAAGGGAAACUCUCCAUCAAAGGAGAAAGCUCUGAAAAUCACAGAAGAUUAACAGAUUUGGAAACCGGGAAUGGCAGACAAUAAGGAAGAAGACCCAGAAACAAUCGCUCCUCAAUGGUACUCUUUGAUUAUGAGAGUGAUGAGCAAAAGAAGAACAUGGGUAUGUCUUUUUGUUCUGGUUUAUGCCCUUCUUUUGUCUUCUUCCUGGAAUUUCCUUGUUUCAAUACUCUCUUGGUACAAAUCCCAAGUGGAAGUUUCUUCUUCUUCUUCCUCUUCUUUUGGGUGGCCUGCGAUUUAUGCUUCUCUGCUUCUUGGGGCAGUUUUUGGGGUUCUUUCCAUGGUGGCUGCACUGGCUGUCAUGGUGCCGGCCACCCUUGUAACUUGGAUCACCAUUGUUGUGCUGCUUUACUUCUUUGGGAAGCCUAAGAGGGCGUUGGUGGUGGAGGGGAGGAAGAUUACUAAGGAGAUUUUUGGGGUUGUGGCUAAGAUUUUGUUGAAGGAAGGGAAUUUGGUGGCUGCUGUUUGUGCUGUUUUGGGGUACUUUGCUUUGUUUAGGAAGAGUAAUGAGAGUUAGAGGCUAAUUUUGGUGGGAUUGCGGGAGGAUUUGGGGGUUUUGAUCAAAUGGGUAUCUCAGAUUUGUGGUGAUUUUGGUGUUGUUUGUUCAUACUUGUAGGUGAAGCGCAAUGCCUGGUUUUAAUGGUUUAGAUCUUUCUUGUAACUUUAGGGUUUAUGGGUUCAUAUGGAUCAUUGCUUUCUCUCCAGAAAUGCUUCAUAAACUUGGGAUUUACAGAUCUCUUUUCUUUGCUAAUGGAUGGAAUACAGGGAGUUUAUACUGAUUCAUGUAAUGAAAUGGUCGAUUUUAGAACAUGGGUUGUCUGGGAUUUGUUCAUAAUGAUAUCACUCAACUGUUUGAUUCAAAGA